Molecule: messenger RNA, 3631 nt
Organism: Spea bombifrons (plains spadefoot toad)
Lineage: Eukaryota; Metazoa; Chordata; Amphibia; Anura; Pelobatidae
Gene: SEMA4G
Product: semaphorin 4G
Exons: 16
Coding region: 220-2712 (830 amino acids)
Biological process (GO): positive regulation of cell migration; negative regulation of axon extension involved in axon guidance; neural crest cell migration
Molecular function (GO): chemorepellent activity; semaphorin receptor binding
Source: RefSeq, a predicted model, not a curated record
CAUCUCGCUACCAGGCGAAGUGGAGGAAGCUCGCAGCCCCGUGCGGUGCCGAGUACAGCCGGGCUUUCCGCAUACAAACCGACCACUAGCCCAGGAUCUCCGUCCCGAUGUCCGUAUAAAACAGCGCCGCAGCCGACACGCAUGAAGACUUUAACCCUUGGUGGCACUUCAGCACAAUCUUCUUUAACGUGGUGACCCGUGGUCUGGGGGCAGAAGACGAUGGACCAGCCCCUCAUCGGUUGCCUGCUGGCCCUUUGCGCAAUAACCGCAACCGGAUAUUCGUCCAAGAGAUCGCCCGUGAAUCUGGACGCCACUCCUCGGAUAACCGUGCCAAAUAACGAACUCUCGGACGUCAGACAGUUCAGCGCUAAUGUGAAGAAUUACAGUACUCUGCUCCUGGAGGAUGACAAGGGGAUUCUGUAUGUGGGAGCGAGGGGCGCUAUCUUCUCACUCAAUUCGAGUGAUAUCUCUCAGAGAUCGCAGAAAGACAUCCACUGGGAGGUCACCUCUGAAGAGCACAAUGAGUGCCUGAAAAAGGGCAGAAAUAAUCAGACCGAGUGCUUCAACCAUAUAAGGCUUCUCCAGAGAUUUAAUGAAACCCACCUGUAUGCAUGUGGAACAAAUGCUUUUUCUCCAAAGUGCUGCUUCAUUGAUGGGAAGACUUUUGUUUUGCCUGCCCAGUUUGAAGAAGGGAAAGAAAAAUGUCCGUAUGAUCCUGCAACGGGCUACACGGGACUCAUAAUAGAUGGCGGACUUUACACAGCCACGCGCUAUGAGUUCCGCAGCUUGCCAGACAUACGGCGGAACCUUUACCAGCGCACUUUGAAAACCGAGGAAUCCCCCCUGCACUGGCUAAACGAUGCCGAGUUUGUGUCCUCCGCUUUAAUUCCGGAGAGUCUGAACGCCGAAGUAGGAGAUGACGAUAAAAUCUAUUACUUCUUCAAUGAACGCGUCAUAGAGGAGAGCUCUUCCUUUCUGGACAAGACACAGGUGGCGAGCGUGGCUCGCGUGUGCAAGAGCGACAUGGGAGGCAAGAAAAUUUUGCAGAAGAAAUGGACAUCGUUUCUGAAAGCGAGACUGGUCUGCUCCAUGCCUUAUUAUGAAACCUUGAAGAGCGCCUACACCCUCGAGCUGGGAAGCUGGGACACGGCAAUAUUCUACGGGGCUUUUAUUCUGCAAUGGAGGAACAUGGAGGCAUCUGCUAUUUGCCAAUAUAGCAUAUCGGAUAUUCAGAAGGUGUUUGACGGUCCGUAUAUGGAAUACCAAGACUCUUCUCGGAAAUGGUCCAGAUACAACGGUGACGUUCCAAAGCCCAGGCCAGGCUCGUGUAUCACGGAUGAAUUCCGGAGCAACGGAUAUAACUCUUCCCAGGAUCUCCCCAAUAACGUUCUAGAUUUCGUGAAGCUUCACCCCCUGAUGUACGAGAAGGUGAAGCCGGUCGGUGAGCAGCCAAUUCUGAUGAAGAAGAAUAUUAUAUAUACCCGGAUAGCCGUGGACAGGGUCACUGCUCUGGAUAACAAGCAGUAUGAUGUCCUCUUCAUAGGGACAGGUGAUGGCUGGAUUCACAAGGCUGUCGUUAUCAACUCUGGAGUUCAUAUUAUAGAAGAAAUUCAGGUUUUCAAGGAGCGGCAACCAGUGGAGAAUUUGGUGAUCUCUAAAAAACAGAAUAGUUUAUACGUAGGAGCCCCGAGCGGAGUUCUGCAGAUACCACUAUCCAGCUGCGACAGAUACACGUCGUGCUACGACUGCGUUCUCGCCAGAAACCCGUACUGCGGCUGGGACGGAGACGCGUGCAGCGACGUUCUCACAUCGGAAGACAGGGUACGGAUGACGCAGGACAUGCAGAGUGGUAUCGGAGGAUGUUUAAACAGCACAGACGAGGGUGCUUCAGUGACCAAAUCACGGACAGUUUUGAAAGGCGACGAUGUACUUCUGCAGUGCGACCUGAAGUCUAAUCUGGCCAGGCCAAAGUGGGUAGUAAACAGCAGCUAUCCGCUGGACGAAAGCGACGUUCACUUCCGAGUGGGGAAUGAUGGCCUCCUCAUCAUGGACACGCUACUGGAGCACGGUGGAGAAUACAGCUGCUAUUCUGAGGAGAAUGGUCUACGGGCCGCGGUGGCCCUCUACACGCUUAACGUUCUGCUGGAACUGCCCAAAGAGAAGUUGUAUUCGGAAUCCACUCCGGUAAUCCAGUUGCCUACGGCGGCCAGCCUUUCUUCCAACAAACUAGAGUUUGUCUACAUUUCCAUAAUUACUAUUCUCGGUGGACUCUGCGUAGUCCUGUCUGUCGUUUUGCUGUAUGUUUCUUUUCAGCAAAAAAGGAAGGGCAAGUACGCGAUGAGCAACUCCCGGUCCACAAAUGUCGAACUCCACACGGUCUCAUCAAAUUUCAAAGACAAGGCGGACGAUAUUAACAACUACUCCGACGGGUGUUUGCAGAUCAUUCCUGGUGAGGCUCCUACCAUGUCUCCCAGCAAGGAAACCCCGCCGCCGCCACCGCCGCCACCCCCUCUCCCAUCCGAGUUCACCAACGGCAUAAGCACGCUACCCAACAUGCUUCGGAAAAUGAAUGGCAACAGUUACAUGCUUCUAAGACAGAACGAGGAGGCCAGCUCUCCUCUGUACAACUCCUUUACAGAGGAACUCAGCAAGAUCCUGGAGAAAAGGAAGCACACGGUAUUAGUAGACAAGCUGGACGAAAGUUCUGUCUAAAAUAAACUGAAAAAAAAAAAGACAUUAAAACACAAAAAAACAACCUUUUAAGCUACCUCAAUGUAAAUUUGUUUUUUUAAUUACAUUUUAUGACAUUUGGACUCACAUUGUAAGUGAAUAUUUACCAUACAGAUUUAUUUAUAAUCAUAACCACUUUGGAAGUCAUGGAUCCUUUCUUUUUUAUCUGGAUACGUACCUGUUGGAGUUAUUUUAUCGUUCGUAUUUAUAAACUUGGCCGGCUCAUGGGAAAGAUUUGGCGCGUCCUGCUGGCGGAGAGAGUCCCCGUUCCCCAAACGAAGUAACUGUGCCCAAAGCAAAAAGAGACGUUCUAGAAAGUAGGACAAACUCUCCGUAUUCCACAAAACGAGACGCAGAAGGAGAAGAGUCGUGAUGGAAGGAGAACCGCAUGGUGUUGGAGCAUUUGUUUUAUUUUUGUGCCGGCGAUUAUAGAACAAUUCAGACGGGGAGUAAAUUACAGCAUCUGGCAAUUAGCGGCUGAUUAUCCAAGAUGACCGGUUAAUGGCACCAGCUGUUGGUUAAUACACCUGGGGUGACUGCGCCGGCCUUCAUGAAAAAUGAAUCACCAGAAGACGUACAAACAUUCAGAAAGUGCGCGGAUUUCAGCAAAACUCGGCUUAAAGCCCCUUUGUGAUGGCUUUUUUUGCAAGACGGAUACAUCCUCCGUCAAGAGAACGUUGGAAACGUCCGUGAACUGGUCUUGCGGCACCGCUGUUAGUUUGAUGAGGUCAUUUUAAUGGCUAUAAUUUAUUCUCUGUGCGUUAAAACCACUGUUUUUAUCCAACGCGAGCUCACGUGCUGUAUUCCCUCCCCGAGCAGGUGGAACGUGUUCUCAUUUACCUCUGUGAUAAAAUGUAUCAUGUAUGUUUCAACACUGGGUUUUUGGGUGGUUGGGUGUAAA